Plasmodium gonderi is the source of this 372-nucleotide messenger RNA. Its product is annotated as 50S ribosomal subunit protein L14. The record is from RefSeq and is a predicted model, not a curated record. Lineage: Eukaryota; Apicomplexa; Aconoidasida; Haemosporida; Plasmodiidae. Gene Ontology annotation, molecular function: structural constituent of ribosome; large ribosomal subunit rRNA binding. The transcript has a single exon. Gene Ontology annotation, cellular component: ribosome; mitochondrial large ribosomal subunit. Gene Ontology annotation, biological process: translation. Bases 1 to 372 code for a protein of 123 amino acids.
AUGGAACUGACGAAGGUUCUUAGUGGAUUGUGGAGACAAUCCAUUGUUCGAAGUGCAGACAAUAGUGGAGUUAUAAAGGCAUGCAUAAUUGGAAUCGGUAAAAACAAAUGGGGAACAGGAAAAAUAGGUGAUCGAAUUAGGGUUUCAAUACGAGACAAAACAAACGAUUGUACUAUUCAAGAAAAAACACCCAAGGGAAUUAUUGUUAGAAGAAAAAAAGAAACAAAGAGAAAAGAUGGUAGCUAUAUAAAAUUUGAUGAUAAUGCAUUUGUUAUUAUAUCAAAAAAUAAACUAAAGGCCACAAAAAUAAAGGGCCCCGUUGCUAUGGAAACAAGACAUAAUUGUAGAAAUCUGGCUAGAUAUAUUUUUUGA